GAAUGGGGGCGGGGCCACUCCGAGCUUCUUUCUCCUAAAGUAGGUUGCCAGCGGGAGGCGGCGGCUGCUCCUCCGCAGUGUUGGGAAGAUGGCGCCGCCGGUGACGGAGCGGGGGCUGAAGAGCGUGGUGUGGCAGAAGAUAAAAGCAACAGUGUUUGAUGACUGCAAGAAAGAAGGCGAAUGGAAGAUAAUGCUUUUAGAUGAAUUUACCACUAAGCUUUUGGCAUCGUGUUGCAAAAUGACAGAUCUUCUAGCAGAGGGUAUAACUGUUGUGGAGAAUAUUUAUAGGAAUCGAGAACCUGUCAGACAAAUGAAAGCUCUUUAUUUUAUCUCUCCAACAUCAAAGUCUGUAGAAUGUUUUUUACGUGAUUUUGCAAGUAAGUCCGAGAACAAAUACAAAGCAGCGUAUAUAUACUUCACUGACUUUUGCCCUGAUAGUCUCUUUAACAAAAUUAAGACUUCUUGCUCCAAAUCAAUAAGAAGAUGUAAAGAAAUAAAUAUUUCCUUCAUUCCACUUGAAUCUCAGGUUUAUACUCUUGAUGUACCGGAUGCAUUCUAUUACUGUUACAGUCCGGACCCUAGUAAUGCAAAUGGAAAAGAUGCCGUUAUGGAAGCAAUGGCUGAGCAGAUAGUUACAGUAUGUGCUACCCUGGAUGAAAACCCUGGAGUAAGAUAUAAAAGUAAACCUCUAGAUAAUGCCAGUAAGCUUGCCCAGCUUGUUGAAAAAAAACUUGAAAACUACUACAAGAUUGAUGAAAAGAGCCUAAUAAAGGGUAAAACUCAUUCCCAGCUCAUAAUAAUUGAUCGUGGCUUUGAUCCUGUGUCCACUGUCCUGCAUGAACUGACCUUUCAGGCAAUGGCAUAUGAUCUACUGCCAAUUGAGAAUGAUACAUACAAAUACAAAACAGAUGGGAAAGAAAAGGAGGCCGUCCUUGAAGAAGAUGAUGACCUCUGGGUCAGAAUUCGACAUCGGCAUAUUGCAGUUGUAUUAGAGGAAAUUCCCAAACUAAUGAAGGAAAUUUCAUCAACAAAGAAAGCAACAGAAGGAAAGACAUCACUUAGUGCUCUUGCGCAACUGAUGAAAAAGAUGCCCCAUUUCCGUAAACAGAUUACUAAGCAAGUUGUCCAUCUUAACUUAGCAGAAGAUUGCAUGAAUAAAUUCAAGCCUAAUAUAGAAAAGCUCUGCAAAAGUGAACAGGACCUGGCACUUGGAACUGAUGCAGAAGGACAGAAAGUGAAAGAUUCUAUGCGAGUACUUCUUCCAGUUCUACUCAACAAAAAUCAUGAUAAUUACGAUAAAAUAAGAGCGAUUCUACUUUACAUCUUCAGUAUUAAUGGAACUACAGAAGAAAAUUUGGACAGGUUGAUCCAGAACGUAAAGAUAGAAAAUGAGAGUGACAUGAUCCGUAACUGGAGUUACCUUGGUGUUCCCAUUGUCCCCCCAUCUCAACAAGGCAAACCAUUUAGAAAGGAUAGGUCUACAGAAGAAACUUUUCAACUCUCCCGAUGGACACCUUUUAUCAAAGAUAUUUUGGAGGAUGCCAUCGAUAAUAGAUUAGAUUCAAAAGAAUGGCCAUAUUGUUCCCAGUGUCCAGCAGUAUGGAAUGGCUCAGGGGCUGUAAGUGCUCGCCAGAAGCCCAGAGCUAAUUAUUUAGAGGACAGGAAAAAUGGCUCAAAACUGAUUGUUUUUGUAAUUGGAGGAAUUACAUACUCUGAAAUGCGUUGUGCUUAUGAAGUUUCUCAGGCACAUAAAUCCUGUGAAGUUAUUAUUGGUUCUACGCAUAUUUUAACACCCAGAAAGCUUUUGGAUGAUAUAAAGAUGCUGAAUAAACCCAAGGAUAAAGUCUCCUUAAUUAAGGAUGAAUAGGGAUUUUUUUUUUUUUUGGACAUUCUUAUUAAUAUGUUCAACUAAAAUAGAUCAAGACAAGGUUGCUACCAUGUAAUUUAACACUGUAAAUAUUUUAUGGAAUAAUGAUUUUUCAAACAUACUUCUUAAGGGACUUUACGAUUACAUAUCUUUGGAUUUGCCAUGUUUAAUAAUUUAAAUAGUGUUGUUGCUUUGUAGAUGAUGAGAAGAAAUGUUAAAAUGCUUUCUAAAAGGAAAUUUUCACCUUUGGAACUGAAUAUAUUAGAAUUGUGGGUAAUUUUUCACAACUACCUAUGUACAUAUUAAUUACUUACCAGAUGCUUAUCUGUCUUAUACUGAAAUAUAGUUUUUUGGGAAAGAAUUAUUUUAAGUGAAAAGGUAGUAAAAGUAAAAACUUUAAGUGUGUGUAUGAUAGAAUGAUUUUCUAUAAGUGCAGGUUUUUUUCCAUUUGAAAUUCAUAAUUUCUUUUACGUGUAAAAUAGUAUUGUCAUUAAUAGAAAUAAUUUCACAGUGUAUACUGUCUUCCCAGAUACUUCUAAAGAACACAAUUUUAUGUAAUUUCAGAGUCAUGUAUGUUUAAAUUAGAAAGCCAAAAUUAAUUGUGAAUAUUCUAAGAGAAAAUAAAUGUAUAGUUACAAAAAUUAUCUUUUUGGGGGCAGGGGAGGAAAGGGAAGUUGGGAACUUAAAAAUUCUAAAUCAGAGAGUUACAAAAAAAAAAAAAAAAAGAAUGCACCAUAAUCUUUCCAUCAAGAUAGCCCUGGUUGAUAUUCUAUAAAAACAAUGUAAUAUUUGUAUAGGUUGGAUAAUAUAAGGAUGUGUUUGCACAGGUAUUACACAAAAGGAAUGUCUUCAUUUCAAAUAUCUCUUUUAACCUGUCCUCCUAGUGUUGUCACAUUAGGGACCAUAAUUUUAUAUAUUACUCAUCUUCAGAGUUUUGCUUAUAUAUAAUGCUGCAUUAUUUGGGUACAUAACCUUCGCAAACACUCAAAUUUUUAUAAUAUAAAUUUCUAGCAAUGGCA
Messenger RNA from Leopardus geoffroyi (Geoffroy's cat), 2886 nucleotides. It is a transcript of the gene STXBP3, whose product is annotated as syntaxin binding protein 3. Gene Ontology annotation, biological process: intracellular protein transport; vesicle-mediated transport; neurotransmitter secretion. Gene Ontology annotation, molecular function: syntaxin binding. Lineage: Eukaryota; Metazoa; Chordata; Mammalia; Carnivora; Felidae. The transcript has 19 exons. Gene Ontology annotation, cellular component: plasma membrane; secretory granule. The coding region runs from base 89 to 1867 and encodes 592 amino acids. The record is from RefSeq and is a predicted model, not a curated record.